This is a messenger RNA of Penicillium samsonianum, 1296 nucleotides long. Its product is annotated as TRAM1-like protein. Gene Ontology annotation, molecular function: sphingosine N-acyltransferase activity. The transcript is spliced from 2 exons. The record is from RefSeq and is a predicted model, not a curated record. Gene Ontology annotation, biological process: ceramide biosynthetic process. Gene Ontology annotation, cellular component: membrane. Bases 1 to 1296 code for a protein of 431 amino acids. NCBI's taxonomy places the organism in Eukaryota, Fungi, Ascomycota, Eurotiomycetes, Eurotiales, Aspergillaceae.
AUGACCGUCCGUUCAUUACCCCUGAACGGGGCCAACCAAGCGCCAAUGAAAGAAGACACUCUUAGGCGCAGGAAUAUCAAUGGCUCGCAACCCAAGACAAUUGGAAACGGCCAUACAAGUCCACCAAAUUCAACCCCGAAGCCCAAAAAACGGUGCUCUCUUCUCCGUCGCUGCAGGGAUUUCGCGAGUAAGCACACGUGGACGCUUCCACUAGCUCUCGUGCUGGCCUUCCUCUCACUAUACGCGCUCAAUCCGACCGAGUCAAACCCAAUCUCUCAUUUCAUAUUCCUGUCUUACAAAGAGGAAUCCCUGAAUGGCGACCCAAAUGCCCCAACGCAGUAUGGCAAGGGUCUGUGGGACAUAGCGUUCGUGUCAUUCUAUGUGAUCGUGCUAUCCUUCACGCGCGAAUUCAUCAUGCAAGAAAUUAUCCGCCCCCUAGCAGCCUCGCGCAUCAAGUCGCGGGGAAAGCAGGCCCGCUUCAUGGAGCAGAUGUACACCGCGAUGUACCAUGGAGUCCUCGGUCCCGCGGGGUUGUAUGUCAUGCGCAAGACGCCGGUUUGGUACUUCAACACGCGUGGCAUGUACGAACUCUUCCCGCAUAGGACCCAUGCGGCUGAGUUCAAGUUCUACUACUUGUUCGAGGCGGCUUAUUGGGCGCAGCAGGCUAUUGUCAUGCUUCUGGGGAUGGAGAAGCGGCGGAAGGACUAUCUGGAGCUUGUUGCGCAUCAUAUUGUGACAUUGGUGCUUAUUGCGCUCAGCUAUCGCUUUCACUUUACGUAUAUUGGCAUUGCUGUUUAUAUCACGCAUGAUAUUAGUGAUUUCUUCCUCGCUGUUUCAAAAUCUCUCCACUACAUAGCCCCGGACAUAAUGAUGCCCUUCUAUGCAACCUCGAUCGGCGCCUGGAUAUAUCUCCGCCAUGUACUAAAUCUUCGGAUCCUUUAUUCCCUUCUAACCGAGUUCCGAACCGUCGGGCCCUACGAGCUGAACUGGGAGACUCAACAGUACAAGUGCUGGAUCUCAAACGUCAUCGCCUUCGGACUGCUAGCUGCCCUCCAGACUCUCAAUUUGUUCUGGUUGUACUGUCUGCUGCGCAGCGCUUUCAAGUUCCUCGUGACGGGAGAGAAGAAGGACGAUCGCUCUGAGCCAGAUGAGUCUGAAAUUGAGCAAGAUGAAUCCAAGGUUGUUGGGGGGAUUAAUGGCCAUACUUCGUUGAAUGGCAGUGCAUUACCUAGUGGCAAGUCUCAGCAUGCCACCAAUGGUGUUGGUCUCUCUGUUCAGCCGAAUGGUUCUCACUAA